Molecule: messenger RNA, 408 nt
Organism: Rotaria sordida
Lineage: Eukaryota; Metazoa; Rotifera; Eurotatoria; Philodinida; Philodinidae
Source: the annotation of a GenBank genome assembly
AUGUGGGUCGAUGAUCAUAUUUUUCAUGAUUGGUGGGAAAACAAAGAACAUAUGGAGAAAGCAAGUACACUUGGCACACAAGUGAAUGUUCAUUUUAUUCCAAAGUCGAGUACUGAAAGCGCAUUAGCAUUUCUCCGUUCAGAAUUUGGAUUAAGAUUGAAAGAUUCUGACACAUUUCGUAUUGUCACCGAUAUGAAUCGAGACAAUGAGAGUUCGCCUGGCGAUGCAGGUGCUCGCCUUCUCUAUGAAGUACGAAGACUUGGCUAUCAUCAAAAAUGUCUUAUAUUUACCGGCGAUGCAGCUGCAGCACGUGCAAAGCUUAACAAGAGCUUCAAAAGCAAUCAAUUGGGUGAUGUGAAGAUAACGGAGAUUCCAGAAGAUCUUGAAUCUUUUGUUCUCUUCAAAUAA